UCAAUUCCUAAAGAAGCCAAAAUCCACCCAAGAUGCCUCAAGUCUUAGGCCCAAUUGGCGACACGCCAUACGUCCAAAAACCAAAAGAACCAACCUCCAACACAUCUCCUGUCCACAAUGGCGGUUAUACAAGUUUAGGGAACGCCGGUGGAAAUGUCUACAUGUCAACCACCGAACCAACAACUCCUUCCUCAGUAAUUGACACUGUCAAGAGAGCCUUUACAGGAGGUUCCACAAACCAAAAAACAGGAGCUGGUGAACCUUUGCUCAAUGCCAAUGGAAGAAGCAACAAAAUUGUGAGCGGGCGUCAGACAAGCGCUGCCAACAUUGCGAACGUUAGGAACACGAAUUCAGACAUGCCGGCGCCAAAUUCGGCGGAAGAGACCGCCCUUCUUGGCAACACCAUGCCUUGUGAUCCAAUGGACGACAUCGAACUAAAAUCAAUUCAGCUCCAAUUUCCAUCAUCAAGAACUGCUCCAAGGCAGAGCAUUGGAACAAUUUCCAGAGUCCCUACUGAUCAUGGUGAAUUGCAAGUUGCUGUAGUUGGUGAUUGCACAAAACCAGCAAUUCUGACUUAUCAUGAUCUUGGAUUGAACUAUUCGUCAAGUUUCAGUGCUUUCUUUAAUUAUCCUUCAAUGAGAGCUCUACUUGAAAACUUUUGCGUUUAUCAUGUCACCGCACCUGGACAAGAAGAAGGAGCUCCUACUUACCCAGAAGACUAUGUGUAUCCUACGAUGGACCAACUGGCUGGGCAAUUACCUUUCGUAUUGACUCAUUUUGGACUAAAAUCUGUUAUCGGUUUUGGAGUUGGAUUUGGAGCCAACGUUUUGGCCAGAUUUGCUAUCGAACAUCCAGAACAGGUUGGUGCUCUUUGUCUGGUAAACUGCGUGAGCACGGUUUCUGGUUGGAUCGAAUGGGGUUACCAGAAAUUGAACGCCCGUCAUUUAAAAUCCAAAGGGAUGACCCAGGGUGUUGUGGAUUAUCUGAUGUGGCACCACUUUGGAAGAAAUACAGAAGAGCGUAACCACGACCUCGUCCAAGUCUACAAGAAUUACUUCGAGCAGCAAAUAAAUCCAGUGAAUCUUUCGAUGCUGAUAGACACGUAUUUGAGAAGAACGGAUAUGAAUAUUGCCCGUAGCCCGACAUCCGGACCUCAGAACAACGAUAUGACAUUAAAGAUGCCCGUAAUGAACAUUACAGGAAGCCUAUCGCCACAUGUCGAUGACACUGUCACGUUGAACGGACGUCUGGAUCCAAAGAACUCCACUUGGAUGAAGAUAAGUGAAUGUGGAAUGGUUCUAGAAGAGCAACCUGCCAAAGUAUCCGAAGCUUUCAGACUUUUCCUCCAAGGAGAAGGAUACGCUGUCGGCGCCUUGCAAAAGCUUUCCAGGCUGAGCAUAUCACAUUCUUCAGAUAGUAUAAGUUAUUAGAGUAGAUAAUUAGAUAAUCAUCUAUCAUUUUCACAUAUUGUUUCUUAUUAUUAUUAUUUUGUUAAAAACUUAAUCAGAUUUCCUAACAAGUGUACAUAUUCAUAAACUACAAUUGCCACAAGAACAAUUUUUUGAAUUGAUUAUUAAUUUUUUUUAUCCAAU
This is a messenger RNA of Ctenocephalides felis (cat flea), 1592 nucleotides long. It is a transcript of the gene MESK2, whose product is annotated as protein NDRG3. Lineage: Eukaryota; Metazoa; Arthropoda; Insecta; Siphonaptera; Pulicidae. Gene Ontology annotation, biological process: signal transduction. The record is from RefSeq and is a predicted model, not a curated record. The transcript is spliced from 9 exons. Bases 33 to 1430 code for a protein of 465 amino acids. Gene Ontology annotation, cellular component: cytoplasm.